AUGGAGCGAUCACGAUAUAUGGAACGGAUUUUGAAACAAACAAUUGAGGGGAUCGCACUUGAUACCAAGAACUUAGCCAGAUUGGCAGAAGCACUCGAGGCCGAUAACGGAGAUAGAGCCACCGUCCCCGAGCCCAAGGAUGGAGACAUGCUGAGUAUAAACGAUGAGGCCUGUACGAUGGUGCCCGUCGGAGAUACCACAACGCACUUUUCUGGCGAAUUUUCAUAUUGGAAUUUUUCUAUGCGAAUCAAAAGCCAUAUUGAAAGCCAGAUACAAGAACCCGAGAAGUCGGAUCCUGAUCCCGCUUCGGAUUUCCCACGCGCUCGUCAAUUACGUUCAGGAAAUCACCAUUUGUCCACAGCCAUCUUUUCAUGUCCCCCGCGGCAUAUCGCGGGCUUCUUGGUGAAGACAUUCUUUAAAUAUGCAGAAACUCACUACUUUUUUGUUGAAGAAACUUGGGUCUAUGAACGACUCGACUCACUAUAUAAUGACCCACAAUAUUUCACUGCCAAGGGGAACGAAGUGGCGAUCAGCAUCCUUCUAACAGUCUUCGCUAUCGGCACGCAGUAUGCGCAUCUUGAAUCUCUAGGCCAGGGUUCGGAGAGAAAUUCGAGAUCCACAUUCUCAGAAGAUGAUGUGGGGGCCGCGUUUUACCAACAGGCAAUUCGACUUUUACCCGAAAUCAUCGAAAUUUCCUCCCUAGAAAGUGUUCAGGCUUGUUUGCUAUUUGGCUACUAUGCACUUCCUGUUGAUGCAUCAGGUCUGGGGUUUAUCUACAUCAACCUUGCCAUGCGGCUUGGAAUGCAGAACGAUGUGGAUGCGAAUCCUCCCAUUUAUCAGGAGUUACAUCCCGAAGACUGCCCCGGAAGUAUUACAAGAUCCUGCAUCUCCAUCCAGCUGGUUCAUUUUCUUGAGGAUCUUUUUACCGAAAUCAACCUUCUUCGAAAUUGUCAAAAGCACGAAGCACCAAAGAUAGUAUCGCGCCUAGUCACUGGCAAAAGUGCUUUGACAAACUGGUGGAACUCUCUUGCCAAGGAUGUCGUGAAUGGUGAUAUUCAGCAAGAGAAGCAUGUCCGCUCUACUAUGCAUCUACGCCUAGAAUAUUGCCUGGUGCGAAUGUUUGUUGGAAGACCAUUUCUUCUCAAGCAAGACAGACAAGCCUCCAACAGCAGUUCACCAGCCAAUUCAGAUACCAUGACUGAAUCACAUGUCAAGGUCACUGAAGGAUAUCAGAAAUCCGGCCGUGAUGAUUUAAUUGACGAUUGCAUUCAAGCAGCGACCGAGGCAUUGGAUAUAUGCUCGCAGCUACGUGACAGCGGCAUUGGUCUGGCGCGAGCUUCAUACAUCGAGUAUAGCUCGUGCCGGGCCUCAUUGCUGGUUCUGAUCGCUUACUCGAUACAGAAUUUUUCGGAACAAUUUCGCAAGCCUCUGUGUGCCGGUCUGGAAAUGAUCCGAGAGAUGUCGACUGCCGGGGAAUCAGCAAGGUCUGAGGUGUCAUUGAUCGAAUCGCUCGAACGUGCACUUGCGCGCUUGCAUACUGGUGUGCAACAAUCCCAGCCUAAUAGUGUUCGAAGCCUACCUAUCUCAGACUACGAGGCUUUCAAGAAUUGGGGUGCCCAUCUAACAGAAAAUAAGAAUGUUGAUCAAGCCCAACCUGCUGAUCGUUCAAGUGGUCCGAAUAACAGCAUAGCGUUCUCAUCCGGCCAACAAGUCCCCUUUGAUCCUUAUCAUAACAACAUGGCAAAUCUCGAUGUCGAUAUCAUGGACGGCUUCGACCCUUUAGUUGAAAUGUCCAUCUUUGGUGCCGAGAACGUCUCUCCAUCUGCAGCUUGGCCAACCUAUACCGAAGCCCAGGUCCUCGAGCAUUUCAUUACAAAUUCUCAUUACAUAGCACACCAAGGAACAUAA
Molecule: messenger RNA, 1908 nt
Organism: Penicillium soppii
Lineage: Eukaryota; Fungi; Ascomycota; Eurotiomycetes; Eurotiales; Aspergillaceae
Product: transcription factor domain-containing protein
Exons: 5
Coding region: 1-1908 (635 amino acids)
Biological process (GO): DNA-templated transcription
Molecular function (GO): zinc ion binding; DNA binding
Source: RefSeq, a predicted model, not a curated record